Peniophora sp. CBMAI 1063 is the source of this 603-nucleotide messenger RNA. NCBI's taxonomy places the organism in Eukaryota, Fungi, Basidiomycota, Agaricomycetes, Russulales, Peniophoraceae. The record is from the annotation of a GenBank genome assembly.
AUGUCAGCACCAACCGACGAGGAGCUUGAGGACGUCGUCUACGCCGCUCGCUACGGCGAUCUCGACGACGUGCGAGCUUUCAUCGACACUUUCGGGGCAUCCGCCGUCGCCGCUGCGCAUGACGAAAGUGGAAAUACGGUCCUACAUAUGGCUGCAGCCAAUGGGCACACGGAGAUACUUGACUAUAUAAUCCCAUUGGUACCGACAUCGUUGCUGUCCGUUCAGAACGCGGCUGGCUCGACUGCGCUGCACUGGGCAGCGCUCAACAGCCAUCUCGAGGCCGCCAAGCGACUGGUGGACGCGCCUGGAGGUCCUGGCGUCUCGCUCAUCGACACUCGCAAUGCGGCAGGCCGUUCACCGCUUGGCGAGGCUGAAAACGCAGGGUGGGAAGAAGGCGCCAAGUGGAUGGUCGAGAUCAUGUCUCUCGACGAAAAUGCGGCCAAAGGCGAGGGAGAAGGCGACGCGACCGUGGAUCCCGCCGCGUUACGCGAUGUCGAAAUUGAGAUUGAGGAUGCAGACGGACAAGUCGCGAAGAUGUCCCUCGGGUCGGACGCGCCACCUGCCGUGCAAGAGCAUGGCGACGCCACCUCGGAGUCAGCAUAA